AUGCCCUGUCCCAGCUCCUGCCCCCCCGGGCUCCUAGCCCUGAUGGCACCUGGGCUGGCCCUCAUGGCCACCUUCUCGCUGCCCUCCCAGGCCGGGGACAGGAGAGCGCUGCCGGUGGAGAAAUCUCCAGGUGUGAAGGGAAGAACUCUCAUUCUCCUUGAUGUCAACACCAAGAGCCCUGUCAGGAUAAUCAGUGAGAAUUUCCUCUCCCUGCAGCUGGACCCCUCCAUCAUUCAUGAUGGCUGGCUCGAUUUCUUAAGCUCCCGGCGGCUGGUGACCCUGGCGAGGGGCCUGGCCCCCGCCUUCCUGCGCUUCGCGGGCAAGAGGACGGACUUUCUGCAGUUCCACAACGUGAAGAACCCGGCCAAGAGCCGCGGCGGGCCCGGACCCGAUUACUACCUCAAGAACUACGAGGACGACAUUGUUCGCAGUGACAUUGCCCUGGAUAAGCAGAAAGGCUGUAAGAUCGCCCAGCAUCCUGACAUAAUGUUGGAGCUACAGAGGGAAAAGGCAGCUCAGAUGCACUUGGUUUUGUUAAAGGAGCAGUUUUCAAACACAUACAGCAACCUCACACUAACAGCCAGGUCUCUAGACAAACUCUAUAACUUUGCUGACUGCUCUGGCCUUCACCUGAUCUUUGCGCUGAAUGCCCUGCGCCGAAAUCCCAACAACUCCUGGAACAGCUCCAACGCACUCAGCCUGCUGAAGUACAGCGCCAGCAAGAAAUACAACAUCUCCUGGGAGCUGGGCAACGAGCCCAACAACUACCGGACCCUGAUCGGCCGCUCGGUGAACGGCAGCCAGCUGGGGAAGGACUACAUCCAGCUGAGAAGCCUGCUGCAGCUUAUCCGCACUUAUUCCAGAGCAAACCUCUACGGGCCGAACAUCGGGAGACCCAGGAAGAAUGUUGUUGCUCUCCUGGAGGGGUUCAUGAAAGUGGCUGGCAGCACGGUGGAUGCUGUUACCUGGCAACACUACUACAUCGAUGGUCGAGUGGCCAAAGUGACCGACUUCCUGAAAACGCGCCUGCUAGACACGCUGUCCGACCAGAUCAGGAAAAUCCAGAAAGUUGUGAACACCUACACACCAGGCAAGAAGAUCUGGCUGGAAGGCAUUGGCGCUACCUCGGCCGGAGGCAUGAACAACCUCUCCGACUCCUACGCGGCCGGGUUCCUGUGGCUGAACACGCUGGGCUUGCUGGCCAGCCAGGGCAUCGAUGUGGUGGUGCGGCACUCCUUCCUCGACCACGGCCACAACCACCUGGUGGACCAGAACUUCAACCCCCUGCCGGACUACUGGCUGUCCCUGCUCUACAAGCGGCUCAUCGGUCCCAAGGUCCUGGCCAUCCACGUGGCCGGGCUCCAGAGGAAACCCCGGCCGGGCAGGGUGAUCCGCGACAAGCUCCGCAUUUACGCCCACUGCACCAGCUACCACAACCACAACUACGUCCGGGGGUCCAUCACCCUUUACAUCAUCAACCUGCAUCGCUCCCGGAAGAAAAUCAAGCUGGCGGGGACGCUGCGGGAUAAGAUCGUCCACCAGUACCUGCUGCAGCCCUACGGCAAAGACGGGCUCCACUCCAAGUCUGUGCAGCUCAACGGGCAGCCGCUGGCCAUGGUGGACGAUGGGACCCUCCCCGAGCUAAAGCCUCGUCCGCUGCGGGCCGGCCGCACCCUGGUCAUCCCCCCGCUGACCAUGAGCUUCUACGUGGUGAAGAACGUGAACGCGCUGGCCUGCCGGUACCGAUAG
Messenger RNA from Cygnus atratus (black swan), 1749 nucleotides. RefSeq names its product heparanase 2 (inactive) (gene HPSE2). Lineage: Eukaryota; Metazoa; Chordata; Aves; Anseriformes; Anatidae. The transcript has 12 exons. Bases 1 to 1749 code for a protein of 582 amino acids. Gene Ontology annotation, cellular component: extracellular matrix; membrane. The record is from RefSeq and is a predicted model, not a curated record. Gene Ontology annotation, molecular function: hydrolase activity, acting on glycosyl bonds.